Molecule: messenger RNA, 474 nt
Organism: Candida albicans SC5314
Lineage: Eukaryota; Fungi; Ascomycota; Pichiomycetes; Serinales; Debaryomycetaceae
Gene: PAM18
Product: Pam18p
Exons: 1
Coding region: 1-474 (157 amino acids)
Biological process (GO): protein import into mitochondrial matrix
Cellular component (GO): PAM complex, Tim23 associated import motor
Molecular function (GO): ATPase activator activity
Source: RefSeq, a predicted model, not a curated record
AUGGCACCAUUAGAAGCACCAAUAUUAGCUAUACCUGGAGAAAAUAACACUCACCAACAGCAACAACAACAAUUUCAAUACACAGGUCAAUUACAAAAGAAGAAAGCUGCCGAAGGAUCAAUAGAAUGGUAUUUUGAUCAAACGAUAAAUUUCAUGGGAGAUCAUCCUGUGAUCACUGGUAUAGGGGCAUUUGCAGUAGCAUAUUUUGCUGCUGGAUUUAUUAAAUCUAAUCAACCAGGUAUAAACGGGAAAGCAUUUGUCAAAGGUGGAUUUGGUGCUAAAAUGACUGCCAAAGAAGCAUUACAAAUAUUAAAUUUGAAAGAAACUAAUUUGAGUAAAUUGAAAUUAAAAGAACAACAUAGAAAAUUAAUGAUGGCUAAUCAUCCUGAUAAAGGUGGUUCAUCGUAUAUUGCCACCAAAAUUAAUGAAGCUAAAGAUUUCUUAGAUAAAAGAGGUGGUAUGAAACCUAAAUAG